Messenger RNA from Calliphora vicina (urban bluebottle blowfly), 2066 nucleotides. RefSeq names its product spermine synthase (gene Sms). The transcript has 4 exons. NCBI's taxonomy places the organism in Eukaryota, Metazoa, Arthropoda, Insecta, Diptera, Calliphoridae. Gene Ontology annotation, biological process: spermine biosynthetic process. Gene Ontology annotation, molecular function: spermine synthase activity. The record is from RefSeq and is a predicted model, not a curated record. Bases 138 to 1238 code for a protein of 366 amino acids.
ACUGCGGUUGUCUGUUGUGUGUGCUACAUUUUUAAUUUAUUUUCUUUUUUUGGGAAUAUAAUUAGAAAGAAUUGAAAUUUUUAUUUGGAAAACUAAUUUCUUUAAGUGAUUAGCUGAAGUGAAAUAACAAAGUUAUUAUGGCCGCACAAACAAUAUUAUUCGAUUUCACCGUCGACAAAGAACGUACUGGAGAUGCCAAGGAACGCCAGGAAAUAGCGAAAGUAUUACGCCAUGAAUUGGAGCACAUCUUCCCCCAGUUGGAAAUGUCCUAUCAAAUGCCCAUGGAUGAUGGUUACUUUGCCGUUUUGGCUGAAAAUAAGGAAACAUUUGUGACAUUGCGUAUAUUUUCCCAAGGUUUGGUAACCAUCAAUGUGGAAUAUUAUUUGGAAGAAGGCAAAGAACAAUUGAUGUCGUUUGAUACCAUGCGUGCAUUGGAAUUAAUAUUGCAACAAAAAUUAAAUUCAGAUCGUUCCAAAUAUUUGCCGCCUAUUAAACGUGGUGGAUAUAUUGAUAUUUACAUGACUAGUUCAGAUGAACGUAUUAUUGAAUACGAUAUUGAUGCGUUGGUUUAUGAGGCACGUUCACCAUUCCAAAAAAUACAAAUCCUGCACUCGAAAACCUUGGGCAAUAUGUUGAUAUUGGAUGAGUUGCAAAACAUUGCUGAAUCCGAUUUAAUUUACACCGAAACUUUAAUGGGUCGUGGCGUUGAAAAUUACGAAGGCAAGGAAAUCUGUAUUUUGGGAGGUGGCGAUGGAGCACUCCUCUACGAGCUGCUCAAAGAGAAACCAAAAUUUGUUGUUAUGCUUGAAAUCGAUGAGUUGGUGAUGCAGGCCUGCAACAAGUAUUUAAACAGUAUUUGUGGUGAUGUUUUGGAGAAACGCAAGGGCGACAACUACGAGAUUAUUGUCGGCGAUUGUGUUGAAUACAUGAAAAAAUUCAUUGGCGAGGGUCGCAAAUUCGAUUAUGUAUUUGGUGAUUUAACCGAUAUACCCAUAUCUGGUGCCCCCAUUGGUGAAUGUUGGGAUUUUAUACGCACAAUUUUAGAGCAUUCGUUUAAAAUCCUUAAGCCAGAUGGUAAAUAUUUAACCCAUGGCAAUGGUACCAGCUGUUUGGAGUCGUUGGAGUUGUUUGAAGAGCAACUGGGCCUAUUGAAACCGAAAGUUAAGUUUACCACCUCCAAGGCAUUUGUGCCCUCGUUUAUGGAAGAAUGGCUUUUCUAUCAAGUUUCCUUGGCUUGACGAGGUAAUGGUGUAACAAGAGCUUACAUGCAGCGACGACUAAACUUACAUCAAAAACAACAACAAGAAUAUUAUUUACCAAUGAAAAAGGCUUCCUUUGCACACGAACGUAUCAUCCACCCCAAGAGCUUUUCAAGAGAAUACGUAUCUUGUCUUUUGAAUUUCCAUCAAACUUCCAACAAACGUUUUCUGUAUCACACAUCGGUAUCUUAGUCACAUUGUAUUCGGGAAUUACAACUUGCCGCCUCUACUUCUUCAUUUUGUAUUACUUAUACGAUUCAUUUGAACAAUAAGAACAACCAUACCAAAUAUUUAAGACCAACAUUUAAUUAUUUUAAGUUAGCAUUUAGUUAACUUAGGUUUUAUUCUCAAUUCCAGCCUCCCCCUUCCCUUAUUUUCAUAAAAAAAGUGUUUAAACGCAUAAAAUUGUGUCCUGUUUAGUUUUCAAAAAUAACAAUUUAAAUUUUGUUUUAGGUUUUAGUUCCUUUAGUUAAAAAUUAAAGAAACUUUUAUAAAGUAAGAGAAAACAAUAAUAAUAAAAGCAAGGAAUUGUUAAUAUUAAUUUAUAUUUUUUUGGUUGCAAUGCAAUUUAUUUAUACAUAUUAUUUUUUUUUUUUUUGUUUGUUUCGUUAGCUGUGUGUACUUACCAUAUUAUUAUUAAUUAUUAGUUUUCUGUGUUCCUGUUAGUGGAAAAAUAACAAAUUAAAUUUACUUUUUAAACUUACUGUGUUUUAAUCGCUUUUAAGUCAUCAUAAAAAUUUUGAAACAAUAUUUAAGAAUACAAUACAAUAAUUAAAUAAAUAAAAUAGUCGUACGCAAAAACAUAAA